AUGUGCCGGCUUCCCGGGAGUGAUUCUCAUCCAAGCAGAGGGCAUCGUCGUUGUUUAAAAGGCGUCUUCUCCCUCCCUGGUUCAGUUGCUGUCUCACUACUCUCUUCACUCAGUAACCUCUCGAGCUCCUCUCUCUCUCUUACACUCAACACAACUUUCACAAAACACAUUCUUUGGUCUGAAACACCAACAACUUCAAACAUGAAGCUGUCCGCCAUCACCUUCCUCGCUCUCGCCGCGGGUGCCAUUGCCGCUCCUGCCCCGGCCCCCGAGGCCGAGGUUGCUCCCCAGGAGGAGAAGCGAGAGGCAUCUCCUGGAUACGCGAGCUACGGCGACUACAAGGGAGCUGGCGAGAAUUUGCCCAGCUAUCCUAGCUAUGGCACCUAUGGUGCUAAGCCCAAGCCCAAGCCCAAGCCCAAGCCUGCUCCCAAGAAGCCCGCUCCUAAGAAGUAUACCAACUAUGGAAGCUACAACUACAAGAAGUACGGCAGCUACGGCUCCUACAAGCGCGAGGAGGUCGAGAAGAGAGAGGCCGAGCCCGAGGUCGAAGUCGAAGUUGAGAAGCGAGAGGCCGAGCCUGAGGCCGAGGUCGAGGUUGACGUCGAGAAGAGAGAGGCUUCCCCCGGCUACGCUAGCUACGGCGACUACAAGGGCGCCGGCGAGAACCUCCCCAGCUAUCCUAGCUACGGUACCUACGGUGCUAAGCCCAAGCCCAAGCCCAAGCCCAAGCCCGCCCCCAAGAAGUACACCACCUACGGAAGCUACAGCUACAAGAAGUACGGCAGCUACGGCGCCUACAAGCGCACCACCGACUGGAUCAAGUCCUGGUUCUAA
This is a messenger RNA of Fusarium keratoplasticum, 834 nucleotides long. RefSeq lists its product as uncharacterized. The record is from RefSeq and is a predicted model, not a curated record. The transcript has 3 exons. The coding region runs from base 1 to 834 and encodes 277 amino acids. Lineage: Eukaryota; Fungi; Ascomycota; Sordariomycetes; Hypocreales; Nectriaceae.